Panicum hallii is the source of this 1358-nucleotide messenger RNA. RefSeq lists its product as uncharacterized. Gene Ontology annotation, cellular component: chloroplast. The transcript has 4 exons. Bases 687 to 1307 code for a protein of 206 amino acids. Lineage: Eukaryota; Viridiplantae; Streptophyta; Magnoliopsida; Poales; Poaceae. Gene Ontology annotation, biological process: gibberellin biosynthetic process. Gene Ontology annotation, molecular function: terpene synthase activity; magnesium ion binding. The record is from RefSeq and is a predicted model, not a curated record.
ACGGUGUGCUCCAGACAAAACCUAGAUUUUCCACGAACAAAUCUCUCUUUUCUUUUUCUUUUUCUUCCCCUUCUCCUCCCCUUCUUCUUCUAGCUCGCAGCCGAGUAGAGCCACCUUCGCCGAUCGAUUCCGGCCAUCUCCGGCCGCCCCUCCCCGAUUCCCUCCGCGAGAACCUCCCUCAACCUCCCCUCCACCUUCCCCACUGUUUUCCCCAAAGCUCCGCCCGGGAAUCGGCCAGAAUUGGCUCCACUCCGCCCGGCCGCCAUUGGCGCCGCUCGGAGCUGCAGGGGGAGACGAUGCGGCAGUCUGGGCGCUUCGAGUCGGAGACGACAAGGUCUGCUGCAGGUUGGACAGCGAGUCCUUGAGCUCCUGCGACACCCGCGGCAGCGACGAGUCCCCCGCCGCCCGGGGAGGAUGACGCCAGCUCCUCCAUGAUUUCCUGGCCACCGCCCGCCCGCCCCGUGUCUGUCCUCCUGCACUAGCCUGUCCGGCCGCCCGCGUGCAGGAAGGUUGACUCCCGUCGGGCGCCGGCGAGCCCGGUAAGGUAAGGGCUUGCUGUCGCAUUUGCUUGAGGAUUGACGGGGUGUUUGAUAAGGCGGCGGCGGCCUCUGGCCUCAUCUACUCUAGUUUCAUUGCCUCGGAAGGAUCCGGGCUAAUUGCUCACUGCUUGCUACGAGGUCAACCUGAUGUGCAUGUUAAACACAGGGUUCAUCGUGGAGGCACUACAGAGCGAAGGAUCUGAGCCAGUUGCAUACAAACCAGUUGUUGGGAAGACACAGCACAAGGGUGAGCCAAGACACAUCAACGAAAUGAUCGGCACUGUUAGAGCAGCGUUGACGUCGAUGGGAGGCGGCGACAUCAGUUUCUCCCCAUACGACACGGCGUGGGUCGCGCUUUUGAAAAAGCUGGACGGUGCAGAAGGCCCGCAGUUCCCCUCUUGCAUCGACUGGAUCGCUAAGAACCAGCUCCCAGAUGGCUCAUGGGGUGAUGAUGCCUUCUUCCUAGUCCAAGACCGGCUCAUCAAGACCUUGGCCUCCCGUGGGGUUACCAACUUACCACUGGGUCUCCCACCUCCAGUGCGGCUACCUAGGGGCUGGUCUGGGCCAGGAGCUUGGUCCUGGUGGGGCCUGCUGCUAGCUCGCUGGUCGUUUCUCGAGUUGGUGUGGCGUACUGAAGGGAUCAGAUUCUGCUUGUCUAGUAGUACGUAUGCUCGUUGGGUGAGUUCAAGAGCUUCUUCAGUUUCUGGGCACUGUGGUAGGCUGCAUAGGAGGAACAUUGCUUCUACAAUGUUGGCCAACGGAGUAUAGAAUUGGCGUCCGUCGACUUCUUCGAACGUAGUUCGCAAGUUCCGGGUUGUG